Molecule: messenger RNA, 1205 nt
Organism: Psammomys obesus (fat sand rat)
Lineage: Eukaryota; Metazoa; Chordata; Mammalia; Rodentia; Muridae
Gene: Tldc2
Product: TBC/LysM-associated domain containing 2
Exons: 6
Coding region: 141-731 (196 amino acids)
Biological process (GO): response to oxidative stress
Cellular component (GO): nucleus
Source: RefSeq, a predicted model, not a curated record
GGAGCAUGGAGCCUGGUGCUUACCCUGGGGCAGGAACAAACUGGCAACAGACCAUGAUGCUCAUCUGAGGGGCGCCUCACAGGCCUUUGUCACCCUCCUUCCUUCACCAGCCAGGAGGAAGCGGUUUGUGGCCCACCCAAAUGGAGGACACCCUGUCUGGGGAGGAGGGCGAGGAGGAGGAAGAGGAGGAGCCAGCUCCAGCCCCCCAGGACCCUGUGGAGCCUCAGCUGACAGAAGCCAGCCAGGUCCUGGGCGCCUCAGAGAUUAAGCAGCUCAGCCUUCACUUGCCCCCGAGGGUCACCGGCCACCCCUGGAUCCUGGCCUUCUGCACUUCAAGGGACGGCUUCAGUCUUCGGAGACUGUACCGACAGAUGGAAGGCCACGGUGGGCCCGUACUGCUGAUGUUGAGAGAUCAGGAUGGGCAGAUGUUUGGCGCCUUCUCCUCCUCAGCUAUAAGACUCAGCAAAGGCUUCUACGGUACUGGCGAGACAUUCCUCUUCUCCUUCUCCCCACAGCUAAAGGUCUUCAAGUGGACAGGAAGCAACUCUUUCUUUGUGAAAGGAGACCUGGACUCCUUGAUGCUGGGCAGUGGAAGCGGCCAGUUUGGGCUGUGGUUGGAUGGAGACUUGUACCAUGGCGGGAGCUAUCCCUGUGCUACCUUUAACAACGAAGUGCUGGCCCGGCAGGAGCAGUUCUGCAUCGAGGAGCUGGAGGCCUGGGUUCUGAGCUGACGUCUCCCAGGACCAUGCUCAGGUCACUUUUGGGUGCCACCCAGGCCUUCCUCACACAGGGCAGCCAUGCUGCCUGACUCAGGAUGGGGAAGAACCCUCAUGUGGCCUUCCUUAUUAUGGCCUGAAAACCCAAGAACCGUGCUGCCACUGUCCUCCAGCAGACUUGAUUGUGAAGGUGUGUAAGGCACUCUUAUUGAAGAAGCACAAAACUUGUCUUCACAGGAUUUGACAAUUCCUAGAAGAUCAAAAACAAGAGAAAACAAAAGCCAAAAAGACCGUGCCCCCCCCCCCCCCCCAUAACACUUCAUAUUCUUUCGGUCAAGUCAGGUGCUCAAAAGCAUGCUCGCGUGGGCACAUACCGCCCCCACACACCUCUUUUGUGUGUUUUAGAGAUUUUUACUUGGAGAAUGCUGUCAAUCCUCAGAAACCUGGGCUCAGUUCUCAAAACUAAUAAAGAGCAGAAGCAUCAUCUUA